UUUUGCUACUAGGGAGAGAAUUUACUUUCCCUUCAUUUGUGAAGCAAAUCAUACCAUAAUAGAAAGCUAUUGUGAUGAUGAGAGAAUGGUGUUAUCUUCACACAGGCAAAGCGUUGAUGUCGAUUAAGGCGUCGUUUAGCAACAUAGCAACUGUGUUGCUGGACUGGGAUGAUGUUCACAACGAUGAUUUCUUUGCUAAUUAGAGACCUGAAGAAUCUACAAUCCAUGGAUUUUCAAGGGAACAAAUUAACUGGUCAAAUUCCUGAUGAGAUAGGCAACUGUGUUUCUCUGAUGCUGGUUUUCGAUGAAGAUGUUGGGCAAGACAAACGAUUGGGCAUAGCAAAAUUAAAGCUGAUUGAGCUGGAAGCUAAAACUCCAAAAGAGGUUGAAGUGAGACUCUUUCCAUCACUUGAUAUGCUUAAAAUAAAAGAUAAGAAGGAUAGAGGAACUCUUACUGUUAAGGUGUUGUAUCAUCAAUUUAAUACAGGAGCAAUUGGCCGCCUUAGAAGCUGAAAAGAUGAUCCUAGAAGAGAGAAAGAAACUGAAAGCAGCAGGAGUUAUAGGAAUUGGAUGAUUCAGGUAUAUAAUCAUCAUUUUGGUGAAGAUGAUUGAUGACUUGAUGAAGCUGAAGAGAGCUAUGGAUGAAGUUAUUUUCAGAGAAUUUGGAGAGCACACUGAAUAUUAUUAUUUUUAUGAUUUUGUAUUGUCAUAUUGUAUUUAAAGGAGUUUUAUUUAUUUAUUUAUUUUAUGGAAAAUUGAAAAAUGAAUGCUCAUUCACAUUAUGGUAUAUAUUUUGAGAAUGGUGA
Messenger RNA from Camellia sinensis, 806 nucleotides. The record is from RefSeq and is a predicted model, not a curated record. Lineage: Eukaryota; Viridiplantae; Streptophyta; Magnoliopsida; Ericales; Theaceae.